UGGCAUCUUUCUUGCAGCAAAAAGGCAAGUCAGUAAGGUUGAAAUACCCCAAUAUUAUAAACUGUACUAGCAUCAGCUGUCUAUCAUCACUAUACUAUACCUGCUUCACGUGGUGCUUAUAAUGCUUCUGUGUCUCUUCAGGUAAUUUUCUCACACAUUUCAGCAGAAAUCUGUAAAGUGAAAGCGGAGUUCGAGGGCUCUGUUGCAUCGCUAUCGACUGAACCAUCAGCUGCAGGUUUCAAACGAACCUUACAUGAAGUAGUAAACAUUGAGCCUUGCAACCUCCCCUCUGUUAACGCAGAUCGCGAGCAGUGGACGACCUUUAUACUAAGAUUUGCUAUCAAAACAAUGGCUCUUAAUUCAGCUUCCUCUGGUGAAAAUGGCGAAAUAGUGGUAGUUACAGGUGCAGCUGGAUUUUUGGGAAUUAAGAUAGUUGAGCUAUUGAAUACGCGUGGUAUGAACAUCCAAGAGAUCCGAGGUGUUGACAUCCGUCCGAGUCAGCCAUCGUACUUCCUUCAAAAUGCUCAGGGCGGAAGAUUGAGGUACAGGCGAGGAGACAUUUGCAAUUAUGAACAGGUCAAGGAUGUUUUCACACAAGCAACUGUUGUUAUCCAUACAGCUGCAAUAGUAGACAUCAGUCACCCAUCAGAGAUGAAAAUGCACGAUGUUAAUGUGAGAGGAACAGAAAACAUAAUCCAGGCCUGUUUGGAAUGCAAUGUGGGUAGGAUAGUGUACACAAGCACUGCAGACGUUGCUCUGGGAUGGUUGGAUAACAACAAUAUAAAUGAAGAAACACCCCUUCCUGGUGAAAAAGUCUCAGAUUAUCUUUUCAGUCAGUAUGCAUUUACCAAGAUGAAGGCUGAGAAGAAAGUCUUACGGGCUAAUGGCAGUCUGACAGCAAAUGGUACCCAUCUGGUUACGUGCUCAUUAAGAUCACUUGUGAUGUAUGGGGAAGGAGACACAGCAUUCCUUCCAAAUGUAAUUGAUUCUGCCAAAAAGCAGCUUGGUUAUUUGCCCAGGAUGGGUGAUGGUAAAGCCAAAUUUAACCCAUGCUAUGUGGGUAAUUCUGCCUGGGCUCAUGUCCUUGCAGUUGAUGUUUUGAGGAAAAACCCAAAGGAAAUUGCUGGAAAAGCUUUUUUUAUUGGCGACAACACUCCAGAAAGUAACUUUUUUGACUUUGUGGAACCUUACUUAGCAGCUACUGGAUGUGAUUUGCUUAAUGUUUCGAUUCCAUUUGUUGUUAUUUUUUAUAUUGCUUUCAUUUUGGAGUGUAUUGUAUGGGUAUUAAGUCCAAUUUGUAACCUCUCUUUAGCCAUUACCAGGUCCUCUGUGGUCACUGUGUGUAAGGGUGUGACAGUAAGUUGGAGAGUUGCCAAAAAACAACUCAGUUAUGAACCAAUUUUUUCAUAUGAACAAUCUAAGAAUAACACCUUAAGAUAUCUCAUAGAAAAGUAUGUUACUUAAAGUUGGCUAAACAUUAAUUUUUUUUUAAGCAUUUUUCCUGUAGAAGAGAAGGAAAUUUUUACAAAUUCAUUCUUAUUGUUGAGCAACAUAUAACCUAAUGUCAUCAUAUGAUCUUUCCACCCCCCUGUAGUUUGCUUUUGUUUAAAAGCACUGUGGAAGAAAUGCCCAGUAUGAGUGCCUAUGCAUGGGUAGGAGCAGGACAGGAAAGAGCUUCAUGACCUAGCAUAUGGCCUCACAAGAUGUAGAGGCUACUCUGAAAAUUACAUGAAGUAAAAAAAUUUGGUGUUUUUUAUGUUAUGAGAUAUUGUUUCAGAUAAAUGGAGUUCCCUUUGAUAAUUUUGCCUACUGUCAGCAUGAUAGGCCCCUUUAGAACCAGUACCAAAUGGUUCUUUUGGAAAUGGCUCCACACUUAAGAGAGCAAGUCUCUAAAAUAUUUUUAAAACUCAUGUGGUUGAUACAGACUAUAGGUACACUUGUUGAUUCAGGGCAAGUGACCAAGGGAGGUGCCUAUUUAAAGAGCAUUGACAAAUGAAUAUUGCUAAAAUAAAUCAGCAACAAGUGAGAAACUAAAAAUUUUCAAACACAGCCAAAUACACCUUAACCGAGAUUUACCCAUAGGAAGGGAAAACCUUCCUUAUACAGGAAAGC
Molecule: messenger RNA, 2112 nt
Organism: Pocillopora verrucosa
Lineage: Eukaryota; Metazoa; Cnidaria; Anthozoa; Scleractinia; Pocilloporidae
Product: 3 beta-hydroxysteroid dehydrogenase/Delta 5-->4-isomerase type 4-like
Biological process (GO): steroid biosynthetic process
Molecular function (GO): 3-beta-hydroxy-Delta5-steroid dehydrogenase (NAD+) activity
Source: RefSeq, a predicted model, not a curated record